Messenger RNA from Punica granatum (pomegranate), 1276 nucleotides. NCBI's taxonomy places the organism in Eukaryota, Viridiplantae, Streptophyta, Magnoliopsida, Myrtales, Lythraceae. The record is from RefSeq and is a predicted model, not a curated record.
CGUCUGCCGACGGUCGUCCUUCCGCUAAGUGAAGAACUCGCAGUCGCAGCUCUCUCCGCUGCAGAACCCGACCUCAGCUCGUGGAGGAAGAUCGAAGAUUCAGAAGAUCAUUGCCAUCAACCCCUUCAGCCCCAGAAAUGGCCACCGACUUCAAAUCCAUCCCAUUAAUCGACAUAAGUCCACUAAUAGCCAAGUGUGGCGAUCCCCUAAUGGAUAAAGACCCAGGAGUUGCUGAAGUUGUUAGACAAUUGGAUCGGGCCUGUCGAGAGGCUGGAUUCUUUUAUGUGAAGGGUCAUGGUAUUCCCGACUCCCUAAUCAGAGAAGUUAGGACUGUGUCACACAAAUUCUUUGGACUACCCUACGAAGAGAAGUUGAAAAUUAAGUUGACUCCUGCAGCUGGAUACAGGGGAUAUCAGAGAGUUGGUGAAAAUAUAACUAAAGGGGUUCCUGAUAUGCAUGAAGCUAUUGAUUUCUACAGAGAAGUCAAGCAAGGGAUGUAUAGAGACCUAGGCAGAACUAUGGAAGGAUGUAAUCUCUGGCCAUGUGAUCCUCCGAACAUGAAAACACUCAUGGAGGAAUAUAUUGAUCGUUGCACAGAUCUUUCGAGAAAAAUCAUUAGAGGAAUUGCUUUAGCACUGGGUGGAUCACCAGAAGAAUUUGAAGGAGAAAGAGCUGGAGAUCCUUUUUGGGUAUUGCGUAUAAUUGGUUAUCCCCGUGUACCCACUGCAAAUGGCCAUGGAACUUCUGACAAUGAUAUUGGAUGCGGAGCGCACACUGACUAUGGUAUAUUGACUUUGGUUAAUCAGGAUGAUGGCAUAACUGCCCUUCAGGUAAAGAACUCAUCGGGUGAGUGGAUAUCUGCUCCUCCUGUACCUGGGACUUUUGUCUGCAACAUCGGGGACAUGCUUAAGAUUUGGUCCAAUGGUGUAUAUGACUCAACCUUGCAUCGUGUUAUCAACAAUUCCCCGAAAUAUCGAGUCUGUGUGGCAUUCUUCUAUGAGCCUAACUUUGACGUGGGCGUGGAGCCACUGGAUUUCUGUGUGAAGAGAACUGGCGGGGCAAAGAAGUUUGAGAGAGCAGUAUACGGAGAGCACUUAGUCACUAAAGUGACGACUAACUUCGUGAUGUAAAAUAUGGCUGUUCCGUUGCUUUCGUGAACAAAUCGUUGCAUGUUUUCAAUUGGAACUUUCUCUUCGUUAAGUUUGUGACUUGGCGCAUUUUUGACAGAUAUUAAAUUCGGAAUAGCAAAUAAAAUCUCUUCAUCAAUAUUCGCUCA